AUGUUCUACCAAAUAUGGGCAGCUCUAUUCUACCUCUAUGGUAUUCUCCUUAACUCCAUCUACCAGUGCCCUGAGUUCAGUCAACUGACAACUCAGGGAGUGGAUGGGAAAGAGUUCCCAGAGCCACACCUGGGCCGGUGGUACUUUAUCGCAGGGGCAGCUCCCACCAAGGAGGAAUUGGCGACUUUUGACCCUGUGGACAACAUUGUUUUCAACAUGGCUUCAGGCUCUGCCCCCACACAGCUCCAGCUUCGUGCUACCAUCCGCACGAAAAAUGGGCUCUGUGUGCCCCGGAAAUGGAUCUACCACCUGACUGAGGGGAGCACAGAUCUCAGAACUGAAGGGCGCCCAGACAUGAAGACCAAGCUCUUCUCCAGCUCAUGCCCGGGUGGAAUCAUGCUGAAAGAGUCAGGCCAGGGUUAUCAGCGCUUCCUCCUCUACAAUCGCUCACCACACCCUCCUGAGAAGUGUGUGGAGGAAUUUCAGUCCCUGACCUCCUGUUUGGACUCCAAAGCCUUCUUACUGACUCCCAGGAAUCAAGAGGCCUGUGCGCUGUCCAGUGACUGA
Messenger RNA from Puma concolor (puma), 567 nucleotides. RefSeq names its product apolipoprotein M (gene APOM). Gene Ontology annotation, molecular function: lipid carrier activity; phospholipid binding. Lineage: Eukaryota; Metazoa; Chordata; Mammalia; Carnivora; Felidae. Gene Ontology annotation, cellular component: low-density lipoprotein particle; very-low-density lipoprotein particle; high-density lipoprotein particle. The record is from RefSeq and is a predicted model, not a curated record. Gene Ontology annotation, biological process: high-density lipoprotein particle assembly; high-density lipoprotein particle clearance; cholesterol efflux.